Bufo bufo (common toad) is the source of this 2439-nucleotide messenger RNA. RefSeq names its product selenoprotein I (gene SELENOI). The record is from RefSeq and is a predicted model, not a curated record. Gene Ontology annotation, biological process: phosphatidylethanolamine biosynthetic process. The transcript has 10 exons. NCBI's taxonomy places the organism in Eukaryota, Metazoa, Chordata, Amphibia, Anura, Bufonidae. Gene Ontology annotation, cellular component: Golgi apparatus; endoplasmic reticulum membrane. Gene Ontology annotation, molecular function: ethanolaminephosphotransferase activity. The coding region runs from base 98 to 1240 and encodes 380 amino acids.
UACUACGGACGUGACGUCACUGGUCGGCGAAUCCGUGUUCCUUUCAUCGCCGUGUCUUCCUGCCGUCUGCAGCCGCUGGCCCCCGCCGCUCCCCGUCAUGUCCCGGUGCUGCGAGUACGUCACCUCCGAGCAGCUCAGCGGCUUCGACCGCUACAAGUACAGCGCGGUGGACACCAACCCCCUGUCCCUCUACGUCAUGCACCCCUUCUGGAACUCCAUAGUAAAGUUUUUCCCCAGGUGGUUGGCGCCAAAUCUCAUCACGUUCAGCGGUUUCCUGCUGCUCGUCUUCAACUUCUUCAUGAUGGCGUAUUUUGACCCGGACUUCUAUGCAUCAGCCGCAGGUCAUGAGCACGUCCCCAGCUGGGUGUGGAUCGUCGCCGGCCUGCUGAACUUCACGGCCUAUACCCUGGAUGGAGUAGACGGCAAGCAGGCUCGCAGGACGAAUUCCAGCACUCCGCUGGGGGAGCUGUUCGACCACGGCCUGGACAGCUGGGCCUGCAUCUACUUUGUGGUGACCGUUUAUUCCAUCUUCGGCCGCGGGGAGGCGGGGGUCAGCGUCCUGGUUCUCUACCUCCUCCUGUGGGUGGUGCUCUUCUCCUUCAUCCUCUCGCACUGGGAGAAGUACAACACUGGAAUCCUGUUCCUGCCCUGGGGCUACGACCUGAGCCAGGUGACUAUCUCCUGUGUGUACCUGGUGACGGCAGUGGUCGGGGUGGAGGCCUGGUACAAGCCCCUGGUGUACAAUGUCUUAUACAGAGACCUCUUCACCACCUUGAUUGUCGGUUGCGCGCUGACUAUAACUCUUCCUAUGAGUCUGUACAAUGUUUACAAGGGUUAUCGGAACAACACUCUGAAACACAAGAGCUUGUACGAGUCCAUGCUGCCGCUCUUCUCCCCCGUGCUGCUCUUCAUCCUGUCCACGCUGUGGGUCUUCGCCUCGCCCUCUCAGAUCCUGGAGGCUCACCCUCGGCUCUUCUACUUCUUGGUGGGGACCACCUUUGCUAACGUUACAUGCCAGCUGAUCGUGUGUCAGAUGACUAACACCCGGUGCCAACCUCUCAGCUGGCUCCUCAUCCCCCUGGCGCUGGUGGUGCUGCUGGUGGUCUCCGGCUUCGCUCACAAUAUGGAGGCUCUUCUGCUGGUGGUGUUGACGGCUCUUGUAACCAUCGCACAUUUACACUACGGAGUGUCAGUGGUGAAUCAGCUGAGCAGACACUUUAACAUCCUGACGUCUCGCUGAAGAAGCCCAGCACGGACUGACUAGAGGAGGAGGAGACGGUCGGCCUGCAGUCUGCAGAAGUCCUGUAAACCAUCUCAGCGACUGCUUGCCCCUCACGCCCAGGAAAGCCUCAGCUGCUGCCCCUCACCGCCCAGGAAAGCCUCACGCUGCUGCCCCUCACCGCCCAGGAAAGCCUCAGCUGCUGCCCCUCACCGCCCAGGAAAGCCUCAGCUGCUGCCCCUCACCGCCCAGGAAAGCCUCAGCUGCUGCCCCUCACCGCCCAGGAAAGCCUCAGCCGCUGCGGGGGAAGCGUACGCGAAGAUGCUGUACAUAACAGACCGACUGAAUGUGUGUCCCCCCCCCAGCCCUGCCCCCUCCCCGGCUCUUUACUUUUUAACCCUCGUGCUGCUGGGCACAUGAACCGGGCGUCGCGCUCUUUCCCAGAUGCCCUGACGCAUGGCCGCAGCCCGAGCUCCGAUAAAGCAGCGCCGACCAGAACCACGCUUUUUAUUGAUAUUUGCAUAAUGGUAACGUUGGUCAUGUGAUAUUACCUCAUCCAGUAGCUGCGCGGCGUCGGUCGUCCCUCCAGUAUAGCGCUAGGUAAAGCCUUCAUCAUUGUGUAAAGGAAAAGCUGUGCUUACUGUCAGGGAAUGGAAACGCGUUUUAAAAGUACACCCUGAUACACUGUAACGUACAUCAGCUGUGUGAGUAGUACCGAUUUAGGACGGUUUUCCAGCGUAUCGGUGUAGGUAUUAGCUGCCGGUCACUAGAAGGCAUUGUGCUGCUAGAGCAGUUUGUCUGUGUUGAUACACUGUAACAAGCCCAGCAGCUGUGUGGGUCUCAACUGGUUUGUGAAAGUGGAAAAAUAAUUUUUUCCUUUCUCUGACAGGAAGCAGAGGACGUUACCUGCCACAGUGUUCAGGCUUUACAUACACUAGACUAGGGGACCCCUGUAAGACGGUGUAGGCAUCAAUGGGCAUUGCUUUUGUGGGGGGAGGGGCGUUCUAUCCUUUUUUACUACUGAGUCACCGGGGGUAUCUGGAGGUCACUUCGCUCUCCCAAUACCUCCGCUAAUGGAGCAUCGCUGGUGGUAGACGUCUUCCACAUCAAUUUAUUUAGAGAAAAUCUGAUUACUAGUGCAGCCUGAGCUUCAGGUCAGCGUCAUGUGACUUCUGCCAGCUGGCUCCUCCCCUUCUGGGCUGUAAUCUGCCAAUCAGAUU